Molecule: messenger RNA, 689 nt
Organism: Coccomyxa subellipsoidea C-169
Lineage: Eukaryota; Viridiplantae; Chlorophyta; Trebouxiophyceae; Coccomyxaceae
Exons: 4
Coding region: 1-501 (166 amino acids)
Source: RefSeq, a predicted model, not a curated record
AUGGGACAGUCAAAGCUGCGCGCAGGGCGGGGGCGCAGAUAUGAUGCACGCAUCACCAGGGCGUUUGAGCAGUACUCGGAGCGAACUGGGAAAAGUGGCGUGUGGGGCUGCUUCAGCACGAUACAACUGGAUAAAUUUGGAGUGCGCAGCGCUCUGCUGCAAGCCACGGUGGCCCUGAGAACGCGGCUGCUGCACAUGCCCUACGGCGACCAGGCCAUCUUUGUGAGGGGCCAUGCCUUCAGGGAGAUUGGAGGCUUCAAGGAGUUGCCACUCCUGGAAGACGUAGACCUUGUGAGGCGGCUGCGCGCCCGUUACGGCGCGCCAGUGAUUGUCCCAGGGGCCGUGAUGACCUCAGCGCGGCGCUGGGACCGGCUGGGAUUUGUCACCACCACACUGCUAAAUCAGGCGAUACUGGCUGCCUGGGCCGUGGGAACGCCCCCUGACGUCCUGGCCUCUUGGUACUACGGCGCCAAGCAAUUGUCGACACGUCAGAGGAAGUAAUUCUGGUAUAGUGCAUGAACGCAUGAAUGCUAUGGUAUGAUGUGGUCAGUGAAAUUGUUGUGCUUGGUCCAGUGCAGAAGGUCUCUGCUGCCAUUCUGCUGCUUCUGUUGUACAACUGCAGUCAAUGUUAAUGCUGUAAACAGGGCACUUCUGAAGUUGAUGAUUCUUGGCAUGUAAGCUGCUUUACA